AUGGGAUGCAUGAGCAGCAAGCCGAAGAACUGUCCGCAGUCGCCUAAUACUGCGCGAUACAAUGAGCCCAACUACUCAGGCCUCACGCGCAAUAUGGACAGCGGUGGCUUCACAGGCCAGCAGUCGCGUCGGUCGUCUGCCCAGUCAUCGACUCGCAAUCCACGCACGAACGCAGGUGCCGCGACUACGAGUGGCAGCCGCGAGGUCACGGACAAAUGCUUUCCAGAGCUCGUCAAGUUCCGGCUGGAAGAGAGCGAGGUGCUGCUAACCCGCAAGGUCUCGAGUGGCGCUUUCGGAGUUGUGUGGCUGGGCCACUACCAUGGCCAUCCUGUGGCUGUGAAGCGGAUGAUUGACGGUGAAGAUGAGGCGAUUUCCUUUGCUCGUGAGAUUGAGACCAUGUCGAGACUGACGCACCCCAAGAUUGUCCGCUUCAUUGGCUGUACGUGGACCAACAAGAAGGAUCUGGGCGGCGUGUCUGAGUACAUGGACGGUGGUGACGUCCGUACGCUGCUAGAGGCUCGGAAGAUCGAGCUUAGCUGGGAGAGGGAAAAGAUUUCCAUUGCUAUAGACAUUGCCGAGGCGCUUGCGUACAUGCACUCGCGCUCGCCAAAGGUUAUUCACCGCGACCUCAAGUCCCGUAAUGUGCUGCUGAACUCGAACAUGGUGGCCAAGUUGAGCGAUUUUGGUCUCAGUCGGAACCGUACGUACGAGGAAACACUGACGGCUGGUGUGGGGACGGUACGCUGGACAGCACCCGAGGUGAUGCUCGGCGACAACUAUAGCGAGCAGGCUGAUGUGUACUCGUUUGGUGUGGUGCUCAGCGAGUUGGAUACCCGUGAGAUCCCGUUUGAGGAAAAGAGCAGCAGAACAGGUGCCAGUGGCGCGCCUGAUAUGGCCAUCGUGAUCAAGGUAGCCAAGGGUGAGCUCCGACCAAGCUUUGCACCGGAUUGUCCCGAUGUUAUUCUGCGUAUUGCUCGCGCGUGUCUACAGUUCGACCCGGCGCUUCGUCCAGACAGCGAAUCAGCUGUGCAGAUGCUUAAAGAUGCGCGCGCACAGCUUCAGUCUACGUCAUAA
Molecule: messenger RNA, 1074 nt
Organism: Peronospora matthiolae
Lineage: Eukaryota; Oomycota; Peronosporomycetes; Peronosporales; Peronosporaceae
Source: the annotation of a GenBank genome assembly